Messenger RNA from Engraulis encrasicolus (European anchovy), 5467 nucleotides. It is a transcript of the gene oma1, whose product is annotated as OMA1 zinc metallopeptidase. The transcript has 13 exons. Gene Ontology annotation, molecular function: metalloendopeptidase activity. Bases 1 to 3057 code for a protein of 1018 amino acids. Gene Ontology annotation, biological process: protein quality control for misfolded or incompletely synthesized proteins; mitochondrial protein processing. The record is from RefSeq and is a predicted model, not a curated record. NCBI's taxonomy places the organism in Eukaryota, Metazoa, Chordata, Actinopteri, Clupeiformes, Engraulidae. Gene Ontology annotation, cellular component: mitochondrial inner membrane.
AUGAGGUUGCGCGACGUUUUCGGUUGUUGUUUCCGAGGAGCAGUACCGGGGAAAAGCGGGAAGAAAGUCCGGAAAGAGGCCAAGAGGUUGCGGCAUCAGCUGGCGGAUCAACUGCGUGAAGGCGAGAUCCUUCAGUCCGGCUGCGCUUCCCCUUCCCCUUCCCCUCCCCCGACCAAGCUCCCCAAGGCGGACACUGACUCCGCCGGGGUCUCGGUGUCUCCGGGGACUGUUGAUGGGGACUGCGAGAGAGGCCAGCAGGAGAAGCAACUGGUGAUCGGAGAGGCCGGUUGCGCUUCCCCCCCUUCCCCUACCCCGACCAAGCCCUCCCAGGUGGGCAGUGGAUCGGCUGCUGUCUCGGUGUCUGCUGAGAUCCGGCUGGUUGGUGUUGGGGACUGGGAGAGAGGCCAGCUUGAGGAGCAUCUCGUCCGCGAUAAGCAGGACGACGAGAGGAGAUGUGGACUCCACGGGUGGUUCGAGCGGCGGCAACUUGCUGAUGAGAGGAAGAAGGCGCUGGAGGUGUGGAGAGCCAGCGGCAAGCUCACUGACGAUGUAGAGGACCUGUCUUCAGCUCUGGAGGAGCUCUUUGAGGAGAAAUGGGGGGACAUGUAUCAGCCCAUGCCUACUGAAGCAGAUUUAGCGAAGGUGGUGUCUCUCCCCCUGUGGCUCCACAGUGCUGAGCUGGAAGACAGGAUGCUCCGUCAGAAGAUGAGCAAGCUGAAGCAGCAGCACCAGCAGCGGGAACAGCAGAACCAGCAGCAGCCGCAGCCGCAGCAGUGGCACCAUCAGCAGCAGCAGCAGCAGCAACAGCCACAGCAGCAGAAGCAGCAGCCGCAGCAACAGCAGCAGCAGCAACAGCAGCAGCAGCGGAAACAGCAGAAUCAGCAGCAGCAGCUACCGCAACAGCAGCAGCAGCCGCAGCAAUGGCACCAUCAGCAGCAGCAGCAACAGCCACAGCAGCAGAAGCCUCAGCUGCAGCAGCCGCAACAGCAGCAGCAGUCGCAGCAGUGGCACCAUCAGAAGCAGCAGCACAGCAGCAAUGGCCGCGCCAGCAGCAGCAGCAAUGGCCGCGCCAGCAGCAAUGGCCGCAGCAGCAGCAGCAGCAAUGGCCGCGCCAGCAGCAGCAGCAGCAAUGGCCGCGCCAGCAGUGGCAGCAGAAGCAGCCGCAGUGGCACCAUCAGAAGCAGCAGCAGCAGCAGAAGCAGCAGCAGCCGCAGCAGCCACAGUGGCACCAUCAGAAGCAGCAGCAGCAGCAGUGGCCACGGCGCCAGCAGCAGCAGUGGCAGCAGCUGCCCUCCAGGUCUGAGGAGCCCAGCCGAUCGCAGCAUGGUAAACCCCAGCGGCAACAGCAGUGGCAGCAGCAGCCCUCUAGAACUGAGGAGGAGCCUAGCCGACCCCAGCAUCGCCAACCCCAGAGGCAGCGGCAGCCUGGGUCCCUCCAGAACCACAAUGGAAUUGGUGUGUGCACGCCUUGGAAGGUACAAUGCUUUAAGUUCCCUUUUGACCAGAAGCCGAAGAUUUCUUCACAAUGUCAAGUCGCCUGAAUGUUAUUUUGUCGGUAGGCCUAUGCAUGAUCUACUGAAAUGCACCACACAUAGGACUUCAAACCCUUCUGGAAGCAUUAGAUUUUUAUCGAAUUCAAACAAUACAUGGAAUCCUUCAAGAUGUCUUGCCUUAAGUCGACCAAGUCUAUGUCGAAAUGCAAAGACAAACUUCAACAUGUUUGGCAUCCACCAGUGCAAUGGGAAUGUCACAACCCUCUCAGCUGUCAUCCUACAUCAAAGGCACUUCCACACCUCUGGACGUCAACAUGCUUUACCAGCCCCGCUGCUGUGGCUUAUUCUGAAGCCUAUUCAAAAACUCCUGGCUAUCAUACUAGGCAGGAGCAUCAGGAAGUGGUGGGUUUCACUUCCUGCUAACAAACGGCAGUUGCUGCGUGAGACUGCUUGGCGGCGGAGAUGGCACCUGGUGGCGGCGGCGGCGGGCCUGCUGGUUGUCCUGGCGAUCUUCCUCCUCACCCACCUGGACGAGUCGCCCGUGACCGGCCGCACCAGACUGCUGGUCUUCAGCAGGGAGAACUUCCUGGAGUUGGCCAACGUCACUGCGGAAGGGUACGUGCAGGAGUUUGAAGACUCCUUCAUCCCCCUGAGCGACCCGCGUCAGGAGGUGGUGGAGCGGGUCAUCGAGCACCUGGCCCACAGGAACCAGGACAUCCCACAGCUCUCCGACGUCUCCUGGACCGUGCACGUGGUGGACAGUCCCACCGUCAAUGCCUUCGUGCUGCCGAAUGGGAAAGUGUUUGUGUUCACGGGAAUGCUGGAGGCCGUGGCAGACAUCCAUCAGCUGACCUUCAUCCUGGGCCACGAGAUGGCCCACGCCCUAAUAGGACACGCUGCUGAGCAGGCUAGUAUGUCUCAUGUGGUAGACUUCCUGUCCCUGAUCCUGCUGACUGCGUUGUGGGCAAUAUGUCCUAGAGACAGCCUGGCCGUGCUGGGGCAGUGGAUACAGGGCAAACUCGUACAGUACAUGUUUGAUCGUCCGUACAGCAGGAAGCUGGAGGUGGAGGCGGACCAAGUGGGACUGCAGCUGGCUGCCAAGGCGUGUGCGGAUGUGCGUGCGGGUCCGGUCUUCUGGCAGCAGAUGGAGAUUUCGGAUCACCUGAGUGGCGAGCCCAGCGGCCCAGAGUGGCUGUCCACACACCCCUCGCACCGCAACCGCGCCAAGCAGCUGGAUAGACUAGUACCUCAGGCUCUGGAGCUGAGAGCCAGCUGUGACUGCCCAGCGCUGCCCGCCACCGACCCCCGCGCCGUCUUCUCCAAGAGCGUGGAGAAGCUACUGAGCGACGCCAAGAAGCGCGAGACCGAGGCCAAGGCCAAGGAGAGAGAGAGGGCGAUGGAGAAGGAAGGCCAAACCCCCGGUCUACCUGCUCCUGCCAUCUACCUGCCCCUACCCCAUGUCCCCUCACCUCCAGCCCCAGCCCCAGCGUCUCCAGCCGCGCUGGGUGGGGUGGUAGCCCCUGCGGCAGCACUUCCCAACCCCAUCCCCACCCAGGCACACUAGCUAUGUUCACAUGGACGUUUUAAUCCGAUUUAGAAACAGAAUAACUACUCAAUCUGAAAUGUACAUAUAGACAGUUGGCAAACUACCCAGGGAUCCCUUGUUUGCAUUACAUCUUUGAAACAAUGGUGAGGAGAUUUAGGUUCAUCAUCCCCAAAGUGGUAUGGACGUGUCCCUACCUUCCAUACCCAAACACCGCAAUUCAAAUAAACACAAAAAUGUAGACGAUCAGACUAUAUAUAGGCCUAUUCCAAUCAAGGGGGGAAAAGUGUCCACGUGAACAUAACUGCUGAAGAGGAGGGACAGGUGCUGACUGACAGGAUUAACAGGAUUCUGCAGUCGACACCAAAGAUUGUAUCGAACUGUCUCUGUUGAGACUUUUUAAAACCCAACACUUGGUUAGCUCCACUCCACUGAUAUGUCAGACUUGCCUUAAGGGCCGUACACACACAUCGCUGCUAUUUGCUAGCUUCUUGCUCGCCUACUCGCCUCUCUUUCAUGGAACGUUUGCUGAAAGUUCCCGCGGCUUUAACUGCCAAUGAACAGGCGAGAAGUACCGAACUCUGCCUUCCAAUUGGUUACUCGCUUACUCACCUCGCUCGAAGAUAAAAUAUUUUCAUCCGCCCACAUCGCAUCGCUUGUACAGAACUCGCCUACUCACCUGCUAGUCUCGCUGGAACACAUUGACAUUCUAUUGAGUUCAUUCGCUGAGCGAGUAACUAGCAGCGACGUGUGUGUACUAGGGGUCGACCGAUACAGGUUUUUUAAUGGCCGAUGCGAUACCGAUAUUUUUUCCAUCACCCUUGGCCGAUACCCGAUUUCCGAUACCCGAUACGCCGAUACCGAUAUUGUUAAAAAAAGUGUUCAAAAUUACAAAAAUCAGUACUGUAUCAUUUAAAAAAAAAUCCUAUCCCAUCACAUUUUCAUCACACCAUAACAUGGCAAGGCUGUUUACUUAACUCUAUGAGUGGGGGAGGGGUGACGCAGCUGCGUGCAUUGCGGGUCUGCCAGCAACACAGAGCUACCCGCCUGUAGUCAAAAUCUCGGGGUGGGCGUAUCGGCCAAAACCGCAUGCGUAUCGGCCGAUGCCGAUACACUUCAUAAACGCAAAUAUCGGCCCGAUAUAUCGGCCGGCCGAUAUAUCGGUCGACCCUUAGUGUGUACGGCCCUUUAGUUCUCAAUAAGUGUGAAUGUGUAGAACUUUAUGCUUUCUCAGGUCAGCUUAACACAAUCGGAGGAACUUCCAUUGCAUUUAGUACACCAAAAGGCUUUUUAAGCUUGAAUACUCCAAUUCAAAAUCCAUACGCAGACUUAGUUACAGUGAUUGUAAGCUAUGAGGUACUUCUAUAUUAAUGUGAUGAGUACUGUAAUGUGACAAUCUUUCAUUUCAUGGCUGGUUUGAACCUGCUGUCAUUGUGUCUUUAUGGUUCUUCUGUGUGUAGAUGAAAUGUUGUUUGUCUUUUCGAGUUUGUGUGCAUAAUGUGUCUAGCUGAUGUGUUUCUCUGUGUAUGUGAGACUGUGAGAUGGAUGAGGCGUCAGUGUUAAGCCUCUUUCACUCGAGUGUGAAAACCAGUGAGGAUGUGCGUGCAACAUCAGCUCUGCCUCCGACCGCAACAUUACCACGUUAAUAAUGAAACUGCUCUAAAUGUCUAUGCGAUUAGUCGUAAUGGCGUGAUUAGCAUAGUAGCGCCAUACAGCAGAUAGCGCUACAUGACAUUGCAUUAUUCAUCAAAUAGGCCCGGGCGCCCCCUUUAAUGUGUACUGUAGAUUUUGGCCGGGCAGCGUUACACCGUCGCCUACUGUUCACUGUUCUUUGAACUUCUGUCCCACUUACUUAAGCCUCGGGGAGGAGAUGAACUCGAGUGUUUCUCUCGAACAAACGCACAAGUACAAGUUAGCUGAGUACAGAAGAGGAGCUGAAGAAAGUGGCGUGUGAGUGUGGUAGAUUUUUUUAUGUCAGCACUGCAAUAAUGCAUGUUGCACAUUGGAUGUUAAAGGAGGCAGGCCGACUGGGGCAGUUGGCCAUUGCUGCACCCAAGAUGAGGUGCCCCCAUCGCAAAACUCUGUCCCUGAUGAUGUCACAGAUAUCGACAAUUAUUGCUAUUAACCUGUUAUUCCCACACUAUUACCACACGAUUGGAAUAAUAGCAUGGUAUUAGCAAUUUUGUCAGCAGGUAUAAGCAGGGGCGGAGUGGGCGUUGCCCAGGUGCCAGUCAUUGUAGGAUCAUCACUGGAUGUUCUUGAAGAGAAGGGUACCACUGAUAUGUUUCUUCUUGAUCUAAGAUGAGAUUUGCAAUAUUUUACGAUGGUAAUGAUUCCCCUUAUUUUUUUAACAGAAAAAAAUGUGUAGUAACUGUAUAUUGUAUAUCCAGUUUUGAAUAUCAGACAAAAUAUAAAUAUUUUACCAUAUGAA